UAUCUCAAAAUAACCCGAUUUUCACUUCCUUACUCUUACUGCAUCAAACACAAAGCGAGGCAGCAAUGGCUAGACUCAUACGGCCUCUUAGGCAAAUUCCACUGAUGCAGCAGCAACUCUGCUCUCACUUUUCAUUUCAUCUUCAUCUAUCUCCAUCUUUAUUAUUAACUAGUAAAACCACUUCUCACUGUCUUGUUUUAGCUUCUGUUUACUCCUUUAAUCAUAGCAUCCGUUGUGGAUCCCGCGGUCUUCGAUUUUCCGAUGUUCCAACACUCUCCGAUCUGGAAGAAGGAGGAUCUAACAGCAGCGGCUCUGAUUCUGAUACAAAGAAGAGCCGCACUCAGAAGAAGCGCGAGGCUAGGCGCGCAGUCCGUUGGGGCAUGGAGCUGGCUUCCUUCUCCGCCCCUCAAAUUAAGCGCAUUCUCAGAGUGGCUUCACUUGAGCGAGAAGUGUACGAGGCAAUAAUGCUAGUUAAGAGACUAGGACCGGAUGUUCGAGAGGGAAAGCGGAGGCAAUAUAACCUUAUUGGGAAACUAAUACGGGACGUAAAACCAGAAUUAAUGGACGCUUUGAUUCAUUCAACAAAAGAUGGCGACUGGAGUAGGCUGCAGGCUGUGCCUGGUAUAGAGACAGGGAUUAUUGAAUAUGAUGAUGAAGAAGCUGAAGAAACUGAAUAUGAAGAAGACGAGGAGGAUGAAGAGGGUUCACAAGAGCACAUCAUAAUAGCAACCAGAUGGUUAGAUGGCUUGAUCAAUAAGGACCUGAAGAUUACAAAUGAAGUGUACGCUGUUCAUACCGUUGAUUUUGAUCGUCAGGAACUACGUAAACUUGUUCGAAAAGUGCAUGCAGUUCAAGAAAGCAAGAGUGUCUCUGAGGAGGUUGAUGAUGAAGAAGCAGAUGCUGCAAUAAUGGCUGCCAAAAAACCCCUCAUCCGCUUCCUUCGUGCUCUUGCCAAGCAAAUGCCAGCUGAAUCUCAUCAUAUUGGUUUGUGACUUAACUUUUCUCAGAAUCUAGUAGGCUUAUAAAUGCUGCCUUACUUUGACAAUACAACCAUUUAUUUAAGAAGAAAAAAAAAAAAAAAAGAAGAAAAAGUAGCUUGAUACGAACAGUUUUACAGAGGACAGCAUUAAAAUAUAUGACAUGUCUCUUUAGGCCUUAGUUUGGUUUGGGUUUGGGCUUAACAAAGUUGUCCAUGGGCAUAACAAUUCUUGUUCCUUGGGUCUAUGAAGUGUGAACACGACAAUAUAUCCUACAAACACUAUCUUUUCGCUGCCAAA
Messenger RNA from Jatropha curcas, 1277 nucleotides. Its product is annotated as kinesin-like protein. NCBI's taxonomy places the organism in Eukaryota, Viridiplantae, Streptophyta, Magnoliopsida, Malpighiales, Euphorbiaceae. The record is from RefSeq and is a predicted model, not a curated record.